Tachysurus fulvidraco (yellow catfish) is the source of this 969-nucleotide messenger RNA. RefSeq names its product RING finger protein 122. Lineage: Eukaryota; Metazoa; Chordata; Actinopteri; Siluriformes; Bagridae. The record is from RefSeq and is a predicted model, not a curated record. The transcript has 7 exons. The coding region runs from base 340 to 759 and encodes 139 amino acids.
UUCCCCUUUCUACUGCAUGAGCUGAACACAACGCCAUCAAGGCAGCAACGUCAACAUUAGCAUCAUUAGCCAUGUCGUGACCACAUCCCCCGCCUUCUUUCAUCUACACAUGGAGCCUGGAUAACAAAUACCCGAGACCUAGCUUUUGCUGUAGAAUGCCUUAUUUUCAAUGAUAUCUAUUGAGAUAUUUAAAAGCAGAGGCUCUAUCUUCAUCCAAAUCCUCGACGGAGCCUUUCAGAAUGGGUGUAUCCUGCCUUGAUGCCCGAUGACGCCUGAGAUAGGCACAGGCUCCCGGUGACCCGAGAAGUUCGGAUAAGCGGGCACCUUGAAGCACAGAGGAUGAUCCUCUUCCACAGCACUAUGCCUGCUGUUGCCUUUCAGGACCUAGUUUUGAAUAUUUACAUAGUCAUCUUUGGCACAGGGAUAUUCGUCUUCAUCUUGAGCCUGACAUUUUGCUGCUGCUUCAUAAGUAAAUUGCGACAUCAAGCCCAGUCUGAGAGAUUGGCCUACAAGCUGGUCAUAUUGAAGGAUGAGACAAAGCACUUGAAUAUUCAUGGGCAAACAUGUGCCGUGUGUUUAGAGGACUUCAGGAUAAAAGAUGAACUUGCUAUGUUGCCAUGCCAACACGGCUUUCACAAAAGGUGUCUGUUAAAGUGGCUGGAAGUGCGCUGUGUGUGUCCCAUGUGCAACACACUGAUUCCCUCCCUGGUUGGUGCACCGAACAAGCACCUCAGCAGCAUACUGGAUGAACUGGUGUAAAUAACUUGCACGAGCAAACCAACACAAAUGCUCCAGUGAAUGUUCUGCAACUUCCAGACUUGGAAAGGACCAAGAACAGCUGUGAUGCCCAACACAUAUACAGGCUGGUAUUCUGGCAAAUGGUAGGAUUUAAACAUGGCAGUUGAGAUCAUGUAAAUAAAAGCCAAAAUAGCUUACUUCAAAUCACUGAUUUAGACUAAAAAUGUAAAA